Messenger RNA from Hypanus sabinus (Atlantic stingray), 657 nucleotides. RefSeq names its product E3 ubiquitin-protein ligase TRIM39-like. The transcript has 2 exons. Bases 1 to 591 code for a protein of 196 amino acids. NCBI's taxonomy places the organism in Eukaryota, Metazoa, Chordata, Chondrichthyes, Myliobatiformes, Dasyatidae. Gene Ontology annotation, molecular function: protein binding. The record is from RefSeq and is a predicted model, not a curated record.
AUGACCCUGGAAAAUGGUUCACCAAACGCAGUCUCUAAUUCUCUGCUUCUCUCCCCAGUCUCUGUCACCCUGGAUGUGGAAACGGCGCAUCCGGCGCUCGAUGUGUCUGAGGAUCGGAAGAGUGUGAGAUACACCGAUACCCGGAGGGAUCUCCCUGACACCGGGAAGAGGUUCACAGACUGGGCUUGUGUGCUGGGAUCGGAGGGAUUCACAUCGGGGAGACAUUACUGGGAGGUGGAGGUGAUGGGGAAUCGGUGGUGGUAUCUGGGAGUCGCCGCAGAGUCUGUGAUGAGGAAGGGAAAGUUCACAGUGAGUCCGGAGACCGGAUUCUGGAUCAUCGGGCGGUUUGAUGACGUGUUCGGGGUUCUCACCUCCCCUGUGUCCCGUCUCUCUGCCGAUCCCAUCCCCGGGAGGGUGGGAGUUUAUCUCAGUUACGAGUCCGGGACAGUUUCAUUUUACAACGCGGAGACCAAGUCCCAUCUCCACACCUUCACUGGGAUUAAAUUCACGGAGAAACUUUAUCCUUUCUUCGGGUUUGGAUAUGAAAACGAGUGGCUGAGAAUCUGCUCCGGUUCCGCUGCGGGUCUGUAAACGGGUCGGGUCCCGUGACCGGUGUCAGGAGUCAGUCAGUGUAAAUAUAAAUGUGCGGAGAGUGAA